GUGACACUCAGCGUCCGUGUCGCGCACUCCACAGACAGGGAGAAAGCCCACAGGCUCCCACUGGAACCCGGCUGUAAGUGCUCCGAGGGGAGAGACGGGCUAACCGACGGCGGAUAAUGACGUGAUAGUUCCGGUUGUAAAGCUAGUCCAGGCGGGCACCGGGCGCCUUUAAUUACUGACCGGUGCACGAGAGGAAAUCGCUGGAGUUGUAUGUGUGUGGAGCCGUCUUGUACAAGGAUGCUGGACCAUCCGCAGUUCUGAAAAGAAAGGGAAGAAAGAUAAGAAACCGUCUCUCAAACAGGGGGCUUUGCAACACAGCCGAGGAUGCUGUCCCCCAGAUGGUGACUUCUACAGGUCUUGGAUUUAAACUGAUGGACCAAGACGGGAAUGAUGUACAGUGUGGUUGAAAAGGGAGGAUGUGGAGUUUCAGUGAGAGGUGGCUUUGAGAGUAAUACUCCACAGGCCUGUCAUGGUUUCCCUCCCUCUCUUGUUCCUCCAUCUCUGCAUCUCCCGCUGUCUUCUAAUGGUUUGAUGGAGAGCUGGUCGAAUGUCCGCAGGAACUAUUGUCAUAACCGGAGGAAUUCUCGCUGGAGUGAUACUGCUGUGCAUCGUAGCAGUCCUCUGUUACUGUAGACUCCAGUAUUACUGCUGUAAGAAAAAUGAUUCUGAGGUGGAUGUGGGCUCUGUGGCGGGAGCUGAUCCUCUCUCUCACUUCCCCUGCAAUGCUUGCAACGCCCUCGCCAUGGAUGGCACAUCCAUCACCCCGGUCUCUCUGGAUCAGCUUGAAACGACUUCUCACCACAACCACUGCCCCACCUGCUCGCCGUACCCCCUCCGCUCUAGACUCACAAACAACAUGCACAAUGGAGGGGAGCGCCUGGGCUUCCAUACCUACUACGAAAACCCCUCUGUCUCUCUCCCUCUGUCAGUCAACCCGCAGAGUUCCUCCCCUGUGACUUAUUACAACCCCACAGAUGAGUUUCCUCCCCCACCACGGCCCUACAGCACCGACGUCUGACUUUUUCUCACAGCACUUAAAGACUAACACAUCUUGCCCACAAUCCCACAAACUUUUGGUUUAGAAUUUAAUUUAGGUCAUUCAUUAUGAUGCAGCAGAAUAACACACACACAUAACUGUACACGCUGCCUUCACGGAUUAUAUGCAAGGAAGUGACCCAUAAAGGCAGCCCACUCACAGACCCUCUGCGUGGGGAACAGUUCCAGCAGCAGUCCAUAAAAUCUGCAUCAUAGACAGCAUUGGAAAAGCAGGGAAACAAUACACACAACUCAACCAGAACUGUAAUUUGUGCCACACACAGUUAAAUCACACACAUGGUAUUAAUGGAAAUUCCCUUAUAUAUUUAGGGUAUUUGCCGUUGUUGUUGUUUUUUUCUCCAUGUAUUUAUUGUGUAGGUCACAUAACUGUUUCCCUGUAGUUAAACAUUUAGGAAAAGUAUUACAUUUAUAAAAUAGAUGAUUGACAGAUUUUUCUGCCAAUACUCCAACUCCUGAUAUUGUAAAGCUAAAUUUAAAUAUUGAAAUGUUAAGAUGCAGAAAUUCUACAAGACUUUCAGGAACUGGAUUAUAUCUGAUUUGACAUGCGAGAUAAACACUCAAGGUGAGCUAAUUCUCUAGAGGAAUGCUGCAGCCUGCAAAUGUCAUCAUGGAGUUAUACCAUGAAAAUGGGCCUCACUGGCCAACAGAUUAACAAUAAAUAGUAUGGCAUUCUUCUGACAAUAUAUUUAGGUAAAUUUGAAGUAGUUUUUUUCCAGUCCACUCACAUGAGAUCGUGAGCAGCCACAGAAACUCCUCUCUUUCACUUUGACUCUGACUUUUUUUCCCAUACUUUUUACAUGCAAAUUGGGGCAACCGGUCUGAUCACAGAGAGGAGUUCGUUUCAACACACACAAGUUACAAAGGACUUCCCCUUAUGUCACCAUUUUUGUACUUUCUGUUCUUCCCUUUUCCCCCUUCUCGUGUUACCUGGUCAAAUGCAGUUGUGAACCCACCCCCACCCACCCCCCAGCUUACAGUACAUGAGGGCUAACAGUUUUUCUAUCAGGAGUAAAUGUUUGCCAGUUAUAGAAACUGGUAACAGAGCUUUAUUCAGAGGUGAUGCAUGAAGACUGCAGGGAUGUUUAUUUAAGAGAUUUUAUGUAGUUACCUGAAAGUCAAGUUACAGUUAGCUACACAGUGUUGUGUUGCCAUUGCUCUUUUCUCUAAUCAAACCACUAAAAGGACAUUUGUUCUCCGGUGUCUUCCCUAAGAGCUGAUGGAUUUGUCUUGAUUACUGAUUCAGAUGGAUGAAAAGAGUGAAACGGAUUUUAAAGAUGCAAGAGGAAGAUCAUACUAUAUUUUACUGAUUUAAAAGUCAUCCUAUCUGCUACAGUACAGUAACAAGAUGCAGUGAUAUUACACAGUAUAUCCCCGAAUACA
Melanotaenia boesemani (Boeseman's rainbowfish) is the source of this 2436-nucleotide messenger RNA. Its product is annotated as protein FAM163A-like. The record is from RefSeq and is a predicted model, not a curated record. Bases 548 to 1018 code for a protein of 156 amino acids. The transcript has 6 exons. Lineage: Eukaryota; Metazoa; Chordata; Actinopteri; Atheriniformes; Melanotaeniidae.